CACUCCUCGUUCAGCGGUGCACCUCGCUUCCUAACCCGGCCCAAGGCCUUCGUGGUGUCGGUGGGCAAAGACGCCACGCUGAGCUGCCAGAUCGUGGGCAACCCCACACCGCAGGUAAGCUGGGAGAAGGACCUGCAGCAGGUGGAGGCGGGCACUCGCUUCCGCCUGGCCCAGGACGGCGACCUGUACCGCCUCACCAUCUUGGACCUGGCACUGGGUGACAGUGGGCAGUAUGUAUGCCGUGCGCGCAAUGCCAUCGGCGAAGCCUUCGCGGCGGUCGGCCUGCAGGUGGACGCCGAGGCAGCGUGCGCCGAGCAGGCACCCCACUUUCUGCUGCGGCCCACAUCCAUCCGCGUGCGCGAGGGAGCCGAGGCCACCUUCCGCUGCCGCGUGCGCGGUUCGCCGCCGAUGUCUGUGAGCUGGGCCAAGGAUGGGCGGCGCCUGGGCGCGCUGGACGCUCCCCGAGUGCGCGUGGAGGCGAGCGGCGAGGCGAGCGCGCUGCGCAUCCUGGCUGCGCGGCCGCGCGACAGCGGCACUUACACGGUGCACGCGGAGAACCCGCUGGGCGCCGCUAGCGCCGCCGCCGGGCUUGCAGUGGACACGGAAACAGACACAGACGGCCCGCCUGGGGCCUCCACGGCCAUGCUCCUGGCGCACCUGCAGCUGCGGCGCGAGGCCAUGCGCACCGAGGGCGCCCCGGCAUCGCCGCCCAGCGCCUGCACGCGCACCUGCACGGUGACUGAGGGCAAGCACGCGCGCCUCAGCUGCUUCGUGACGGGUGAGCCCAAGCCCGAGGUCGUGUGGAAGAAAGAUGGGCAGCUGGUGGCUGAGGGCCGGCGACAUGUGGUGUACGAGGACGCUCAGGAGAACUUCGUGCUCAAGAUCCUCUUCUGCAAGCAGUCAGACCGUGGCCUCUAUACUUGCACGGCGUCCAACCUCGUGGGCCAGACCUACAGCUCCGUGCUAGUCGUCGUGCGAGAGCCCAAGGUGCCCUUCAGAAAGCGGCUGCAAGACCUGGAGGUGCCAGAGGAAGCGUCGGCCACGUUCCAGUGUGAGGUGCCACAGCCACCCAUGGAGACUGCGUGGUAUAAGGAGGAGACGCGGCUGUGGGCCGGUGCCAAGUACCUCAUCGAGGAGGCAGGCGCUGAGCGCCGGCUGACCGUGCUCAACGUCACCUCCGAUGACGAUGCUGUGUACAUCUGUGAGACGGCAGAGGGCAGUCGCACGGUGGCCGAGCUGGCGGUGCAAGGCAACCUCCUUCGAAAGCUCCCGAGGAAGACAGCUGGGCGAGUGGGAGACACGGCCGUGUUCUGUGUGGAGCUGGCCAAGCCAGAGGGCCCCAUCCACUGGCUGUGGAACCAGCAGGAGGUGGUGGCCGGGGGCCGGGUGGCCAUUACUGCCGAAGGCACGUGCCACACGCUGACCGUCUCCCAGUGCAGCCUGGACGAUGCCGGUGAGGUGGCCUUUGUGGCUGGGGGCUGCCGGACGUCCACCCAGUUCUGCGUGUCAGCCCCCAGAAGGCCGCUCCUGCGUGCUCCUGAGGCCCCUGUGGUGAAGGCCAGGACAGAGAGUUCCGUGACCCUUGGCUGGUCACCACCACCCCAUGGGGACCGCCCUGUUGCUAUCGAUGGCUACCUGGUGGAGAGGAAGAGAGUGGGCACCUACCCCUGGAGCCGGUGCCAUGAAGACGAGUGGGUGGCAAUGCCUGAGCUGACUGUGGCUGGCGUGGCCGAGGAGGGGGAAUUCCAGUUCAGGGUGUCAGCUGUGAACAGCUUUGGCCACAGCCCCUACCUCGAGUUCCCGGGAACUGUACACCUGGCCCCCCAGCUGGCUGUGAAAACACCUCUGAAGGUGGUAGAGGCAGUGGAAGGCGGCGAGGUGACCUUCUCUGUGGACCUCACUACGGCCUCAGCAGGGGAGUGGUUCCUGGACGGACAGGCCCUGAAGGCCAGCAGCGUGUAUGUGAUACACUGUGAUGGCACCCGGCACACUCUCACCAUUCGCUUGGUGCCUGUCAGCCUGCACGGGGCCGAGCUCAAGUUCGUGGCCAAUGGUAUCGAGAGCAGCAUCCGCAUGGAGGUCCGAGCAGCCCCGGGGCUGACGACCAAGUGUCCGGCAGCAGCAGUGGCAGCACGGGAGGUGCUGGCCCGGCUGCAUGAGGAGGCCCAGCUCCUGGCCGAGUUAUCGGACCAGGCUGCAGCUGUGACGUGGCUCAAGGACGGACACGCACUGUCUCCAGGCCCCAAGUAUGAGGUGCAGGCGUCAGCCGGGCAGCGGGCACUGCUAGUGCGGGACGUGAAGCGAGAAGACGCAGGGCUGUAUGAGUGUGUCAGCCACGGGGACCGCAUCGCCUACCAACUAUUGGUGCAAGGUGACACCAGUGCCUCACAUCCUUUUUUGCACAAGGACGUGGCUGGUGGCUGUGUGGAUGCCAUGGCCGGGGGCUCAGCCCAUUUUGAAUACAAAACUUCAGAGGCCCACGUUGUACACUGGCACAAGGAUGGCGUGGAGCUUGGUCACUCCUGCCAGUACUUCUCACAGGAGGACAUGGGCACACGGCACCGGCUGGUGGCUACCUCAGUCACCGUGCAGGAUGAAGGCACCUACUUGUGCCAAGUGGGCGAGGACUCUGUGGACUUCCGGUCGCGUGUCUCCCUCAGCGAUGCUGCCAAGGAGCAGCCAGCACUCAGGGAGGUACAGGCCGAGGUGGGGGCCAGUGCCACACUGAGCUGUGAGGUAGCCCUGGCCCAGAUGGAGGUGACAUGGUACAAGGAUGAGAAGAAGCUGAGUGUGAGCUCAAAAGUGUGCAUGGAGGCCAAGGGCUGCAGCCGGCAGCUGGUGGUGCAGCAGGUGGGGAAUAGGGACGCUGGGGAGUACAGCUGUGAGGAGGGGCAGAAGGUCUCCUUCCGCCUGGGUGUCACAGAGGCCACGCUGAUAUUUGCCAAGGAGCAUCCAGCAUGCAAGGAAGUGCAGGAUGAGGUGGGGACGAGCACCAUGCUAAGCUGUGAGGGCCAGGCCCAGACAGAGGUGAUAUGGUUCAAGGAGGGAAAGAAACUGAGUUCAAGCUCAAAAGUGUGUGUGGAGGCCAGGAAGGGCUGCACCCCGAGGCUGGUGGUGCAGCAGGUAGGCAAGGUAGAUGCUGGGGAGUACAGCUGAGAGGCCAGGAGCUGGAAGAUCUUCUUCCACCUCAACAUCACAGAGUCCUCUGCGGUGUUUAUCAAGGGGCAGCCAGCACAUAAAGAGGUUCAGGCCAUGGUGGGGGCCAGCACCACACUGAGCUGCGAGGUGGCCCAGGCCCAAAUGGAGGUGAUGUGGUACAAGAACAGGAAGAAGCUGAAUUCGAGCUCCAAAGUGCAUGUGGAGGCCAAGGGCUGCACCCGGAGGCUGGUGGUGCAGAAGGUGGGCAAGGCAGACGCCGGGGAGUACAGCUGCGAGGCCAGGGGCCAGAAGGUCUCCUUCCACCUGGAUGUCACAGAGCCCAAGGUGGUGUUUGCCAAGGAGCAGCCGGCACGCAGUGAAGUGCAGGCCGUGGCGGGGGCCAGUGCCACGCUGAGCUGCGAGGUGGCCCAGGCCCAGACGGAGGUGACGUGGUACAAGGAUGGAAAGAAGCUGAGUUCGAGCUCGAAAGUGCGUGUGGAGGCCACGGGCCGAGGGCGGCGGCUGGUGGUGCAGCAGGCGGGCAAGGCAGACGCCGGGGAGUACAGCUGCGAGGCCGGGGGCCAGCGGGUCUCCUUCCACCUGGAUGUCACAGCCCUGUCCCCAGAGCCCAAGGUGGUGUUUGCCAAGGAGCAGCCGGCACGCAGUGAAGUGCAGGCCGUGGCGGGGGCCAGUGCCACGCUGAGCUGCGAGGUGGCCCAGGCCCAGACGGAGGCGACGUGGUACAAGAACAGGAAGAAGCUGUGUUCGAGCUCAAAAGUGCGUGUGGAGGCCAAGGGCUGCACCCGGAGGCUGGUGGUGCAGCAGGCGGGCAAGGCAGACGCCGGGGAGUACAGCUGCGAGGCCGGGGGCCAGCGGGUCUCCUUCCACCUGGAUGUCACAGAGCCCAAGGUGGUGUUUGCCAAGGAGCAGCCGGCACGCAGUGAAGUGCAGGCCGUGGCGGGGGCCAGUGCCACGCUGAGCUGCGAGGUGGCCCAGGCCCAGACGGAGGUGACGUGGUACAAGGAUGGAAAGAAGCUGAGUUCGAGCUCGAAAGUGCGUGUGGAGGCCACGGGCCGAGGGCGGCGGCUGGUGGUGCAGCAGGCGGGCAAGGCAGACGCCGGGGAGUACAGCUGCGAGGCCGGGGGCCAGCGGGUCUCCUUCCACCUGGAUGUCACAGAGCCUAUGGUGGUGUUUGCCAAGGAGCAGCCGGCACGCAGUGAUGUGCAGGCCGUGGCGGGGGCCAGUGCCACGCUGAGCUGCGAGGUGGCCCAGGCCCAGACGGAGGCAACGUGGUACAAGAACAGGAAGAAGCUGUGUUCGAGCUCAAAAGUGCGUGUGGAGGCCAAGGGCUGCACCCGGAGGCUGGUGGUGCAGCAGGCGGGCAAGGCAGACGCCGGGGAGUACAGCUGCGAGGCCGGGGGCCAGAAGGUCUCCUUCCACCUGGAUGUCACAGAGCCGGAACUUGAGCCCCCGACCGUGGAGAGACCCCGACGCAGGGAACCUCUAGUGGUCAGGGAACACGAGGACAUCGUCCUGACAGCCACGCUGGCCACACCCUCUGUGGCCGCGGUGAUGUGGCUCAAGGAUGGUGUGGAGAUUCGCAGCAGCAAGCGGCACGAGACGGCCAGCCUGGGGGACACCCACACCCUGACUGUGCGUGGCGCGCAGAUCCUGGACAGUGCCGUCUACUGCUGCCUCCUGGGCGCAGAGGAGCAGGACUUCCCGGUGCAGGUGGAAGAGGUGGCUGCCAAGUUCUGCCGUCCCCUGGAGCCGGUGAGCGGGGAGCUGGGUGGCACAGUGAAACUGGUCUGCGAGCUGAGCCCGGCGCAGGCCCAGGUGGUGUGGCGCCGCGGGAGCACGCAACUCCGGGCCGGCAAACGCUUCCAGAUGGCGGCUGCGGGGCUUCAGCGCUCGCUCACUGUGUCGGGCCUGCGGGCAGAAGAUGCGGGGGAGUACGUGUGCGAGAGCCGCGAUGACCACACCAGUGCCAUGCUCACCGUGAGCGUCCCCCGCGUGGUCAAGUUCACGUCCGGGCUGAGCGCGGUGGUCGCGGAGGAGGGCUGCGAGGCCACCUUCCAGUGCAUGGUGACUCCCAGCGACGUGGCGGUGACGUGGUUCCGGGAUGGCGUCAGGCUACAGUCCAGCGAGAAGUUUCUCAUAUCGCAGAAGGGUGCCAGCCACAGCCUGACUAUCUUGGGCCUGGCCCUGGAGGAUGCCGGCCAGAUCACCGCGGAGGCUGAGGGCAUCGAGACCGUGGCUGCCCUCCGGGUCCGAGAGGCCCCAGUGUUGUUCAAAAAAAAGCUGGAGCCACAGAAUGUGGAGGAGCGGAGCUCGGUGACCAUGGAGGUGGAGCUGACGCGGCCAUGGCCGGAGGUCAAGUGGACACGCAACGCCACGGCCCUGGUGGCAGGCGAGAAUGUGGAGAUACACGCUGAGGGCUCAAGUCACCGCUUGGUUCUCCGCAGCGUGGGUUUCACUGACCGUGGUUUCUAUGGCUGCGAGACAGCAGAUGAUAAGACGCAGGCCAAGCUGACUGUGGAAAUGCGCCAGGUCCGGCUUGUGCGGGGCCUGCAGACAGUGGAGGUGCAGGAGCAGGGCACAGCCACAAUGGAAGUAGAGCUGUCCCAUGCUGAUGUGGAGGGCAGCUGGACUCGAGAUGGCCUUCGGCUCCAGCCAGGACCCACGUGCCAGCUGGUGGUGCACGGCCCCACCCAUACCCUUACGCUGUCUGGGCUGCAGAGGCAGGACAGUGGCCUGGUUUCCUUCAGGGCGGAGGGCGUGCACACAUCUGCGCGGCUGGUGGUCACUGAGCUGCCUGUGAAGUUCAGCCACCCUCUGCAGGAUGUGGUGGCCACGGAAAAGGACAAGGUGGUCCUGGCCUGUGAGCUCUCACGCCCCAAUGUGGAUGUGCGCUGGUUGAAGGACGGUGUGGAGCUGCGGGGGAGCAAGACGGUGGGCAUGGUGGCCCAGGGGGCCUGCAGGAGUCUCAUCAUUUACCGAUGUGAGCUUGGGGACCAGGGCGUGUAUGUGUGUGAUGCCCACGAUGCUCAGAGCUCAGCCUCCCUGAAGGUGCAAGGCCAAAAUGUCCAGAUCGUGAGGCCUCUGGAGGAUGUGGAAGCGAUGGAGAGGGAGGGUGCCACCUUCUCCUGCGAGGUCUCCCACGAUGAGGUGCCUGCCCAGUGGUUCCGGGAGGGCAGCAAGCUUCGGCCCAGUGACAAUGUGCGGAUCCGCCAGGAAGGAAGGACAUAUACUCUCAUCUAUCGGCGGGUCCUGGUGGAAGAUGCAGGGGAAAUCAAAUUUGUGGCACAACGUGCAGAAUCACGAGCCCAGCUCCGAGUAAAAGAGCUGCCAGUAUCCAUCCUACGCCCGCUGCGGGACAAAAUCGCAAUAGAGAAGCACCGGGGUGUGCUCGAGUGCCAGAUGUCGAGGGCCAGCGCCCAGGUGCGGUGGUUCAAGGGCAGCGUGGAACUGCAGCCUGGGGCCAAGUAUGAGAUGGUCAGUGACGGCCUCUACCGCCAGCUAGUCAUCAACGCAGUCCAGCCUGAGGACGAGGACACUUAUACCUGUGAUGCUGGCGAUGUUAAGACCAGUGCCCAGUUCUUUGUGGAAGAGAAAUCCAUCACUAUCGUGCGGGGCCUGCAGGAUGUGACGGUGACGGAGCCUGCCCCUGCCUGGUUCGAGUGUGAGACCUCCAUCCCCUCAGUGCGGCCGCCUAAGUGGCUCCUGGGGAAGACAGUGCUGCAGGCAGGGGCUGACGUGGAAAUGGAACAGGAGGGCACAGUGCACCGGCUGACGCUGCGGCGUACCUGCUCCACCAUGACAGGGCCGGUGCACUGCACCAUUGGCAAAUCACGCUCCACCGCCUGCCUGGUGGUCUCAGACAUUCCUGUGGUGCUCACGCGGCCACUAGAGCCCAAGGUGGGGCGCGAGCUGCAGUCGGUAGUCCUCUCCUGUGACUUCAAGCCACCCCCCAAGACCGUGCAGUGGUACAAGGCGGAGACACCCCUGGUGCCAUCUGACAAGUUCAAGAUGAGGCUGGAGGGCCACAUGGCAGAGCUGUGCAUCCUGCGGCUCACACCCGCGGAUGCUGGUGUCUACCGGUGCCAGGCCGGCAGUGCCCAGAGCAGCGCUGAGGUUACUGUGGAAGUGCGGGAGGUGACGGUGACGCAGCCACUGCAGGACUUGGAGGUCACGGAGGAGGGCUGUGCCUGCUUCUCCUGCGAGCUGUCCCACGAGGACGAGGAGGUGGAGUGGUCGCUCAAUGGGACGCCACUGUAUAACGACAGCUUACACGAGAUUACCCAUGAGGGCCGCCGCCACACGCUGGUGCUGAAGCAGGUCCAACGGGCUGACACGGGCACUGUAUGCGCCUCCUCGCCCAAGGUUAUGGCCUCGGCCCGCCUGGAGGUCAAAGGGAAGCCGGUGGUGUUCCUGAAGGCGUUGGACGACGUGUCCGUGGAGGAGUGGGGCACGCUGGCCUUGCGGUGCGAGGUCUCUGACCACCAGGCUCGUGUGGUGUGGCGAAAGGAUGGCAUGGAGUUGGGCCCCAGUGACAAGUAUGAAUUCCUGUACACAGCGGGCACUCGGGGACUCGUGGUGCACAACCUGAGCAGGGACGAUGCUGGCCUGUACACCUGCGAUGUGGGCACUGAUGAGACCCGUGCCCAUGUCAGCGUGCACGACCUGCACGUGGGCAUCACCAAGAGGCUGAAGACAGUGGAGGUGAUGGAGGGCGAGAGCUGCAGCUUUGAGUGCGUCCUGUCCCAUGAGAACACUAGCGAUGUUGCUGUAUGGAUGGUUGGUGGGAAAACGGUGGGCAGCUCUGGCCGCUUCUGGGCCACACGCCAGGGCCGCAAGUAUACGCUGGCUGUCCGAGAUGCUCUGCCAAGUGACGCUGGGGAGGUGGUCUUCUCUGUGCGGGGCCUCACCUCCAAGGCCUCGCUCAUCAUCAGAGAGAGGCCAAUUGACAUUAUGAAGCCACUGGAAGACCAGCGGGCCAUGCUGGGUGAGGAUGUGGUGCUGAGGUGUGAGCUGUCACGGGAGGGGACCCCAGUGUGCUGGCUGAAGGACGGGAAAGCCAUUCGCAAGAGUCGGAAGUAUGAGCUUCUCAUCGAAGGCACUCGAGCCAUGCUGGUCAUCCAUGCAGCCUCACUCAAAGAUUCUGGCGAGUACACGUGUGAGACAGAGUCUUCCAAAAGCACAGCCAGCCUCCGAGUGGAAGAAAAGCCAAACCAGUUCACGGAGGAGCUGGCUGACCUGCAGGUACAGGAGAAGGGCGCAGCUGUGUUCGCCUGCAAGACGGAGCGCCCCGCGGCCUCAGUGACCUGGCGCAAGGGCCUCACAGAGCUGCAAACCUCGGAGAAGCAUGCUCCCAGCCAGGAGGGCCUGACCUUGAGGCUCACCAUCAGCGCCCUGGAGGAGGCGGACAGUGACACUUACACCUGUGACAUCGGCCAGGCCCAGUCCCAGGCUCGGCUCCUGGUGAAAGGCCAGAAAGUGCUCAUCACGGAGGACCUGAAGGACUUGGAGGUGCAGGAGGGCUCCUCGGCCACCUUUUGCUGCCGUAUCUCCCCUGCCGACUACAAGCCGGUCCACUGGUUCUUGGACAAAACCCCACUGUCUGCCAAUGAACUCAGUGAGAUCGAGGUCCAGCCAGGUGGCUACCAUGUGCUUACCCUGCGGCAGCUGGCCCUCAAGGACUCAGGCACCAUCCAUUUUGAGGCAGGCGACCAGCGGACCUCAGCUGCCUUGCAGGUCACAGAGAAGCCAGGUGUUUUCUCCCGGGAGCUCACAGAUGCCACAGUCAUGGAAGGGGAAGAUCUGACCCUUGUCUGUGAGACUGCUGCUUUAGACAACCCUGUGUGCUGGACCAAGGAUGGGAAGGCCCUGCGGCCGUCGGCUCGGUGCCGUCUGAGCUAUGAGGGCCGCAGAGCCCAACUGGUCAUCACUGACACCACCCUUCAGGACGGUGGGUGCUACAAGUGUGAGGCUGGCGGUGCCUGGAGCAGCUCCAUUGUCAGGGUCCAUGCUCAGCCAGUGCGGUUCCGAGAGGGGCUGAAGGACAUGGAGGUACUGGAGGGUGGUGCUGCCACACUACGCUGCAUGCUGUCAUCGGUGGCCAUGCCCGUGGAGUGGCGUCAUGGAGAUGAGGUUGUGCAGCCUGGAGGCAAGUACAGCCUGCGGCAGGAGGGUACCAUGCUGGAACUGCUCAUCCGGGACCUGCGGCCUCAGGACAGCGGGCAGUACUCCUGCUGCUUCAGGGACCAGAUAACAUUGGCCAGGCUCACCGUACAGGCCCUACCUGCUGAGUUCAUAGGAAGACUGAGAAGCAAGGAGGCCACAGAAGGGACCACGGCCAAGCUGUGCUGUGAGCUGAGCAAGGCAGCCCCUGUGGAGUGGAGGAAGGGGCCUGAGACCCUCAGAGCUGGAGACAGAGUGAGCCUGAGGCAGGAUGGAGCUGUGUGUGAGCUGGAGAUCCGUGGCCUGACCGUGGAGGAUGCUGGGGAGUACUCGUGCGUGUGCGGGCAGGAGAGGACAUCAGCCACGCUCACCGUCAGGGGCCUGCCUGCCAAGUUCAUAAAGGGUCUGAGGAAGGAAGAGGCCACGGAAGGGGCCACGGCCACGCUGCGCUGUGAGCUGAGCAAGGCAGCCCCUGUGGAGUGGAGGAAGGGACCCGAGACCCUCAGAGCUGGAGACAGAGUGAGCCUGAGGCAGGACGGAGCCGUGUGUGAGCUGGAGAUCUGUGGCCUGCUUGUGGCAGAUGCCGGGGAGUACUUGUGCGUGUGCGGGCAGGAGAGAACAGCGGCCAGGCUGACUGUCAGGGCCCUGCCCACCAAGUUCACAAAAGGUCUGAGGAAGGAGGAGGCCACAGAAGGGACCACGGCCACACUGCGCUGCGAGCUGAGCAGGACUGCCCCCGUGGAGUGGAGGAAGGGGCCCGAGAUCCUCAGAGCCGGGGACAGAGUGAGCCUGAAGCAGGACGGGGCCGUGUGUGAGCUGGAGAUCCGUGGCCUGGCUGUGGCGGACACUGGGGAGUACUCGUGUGUGUGCGGGCAGGAGAGAACCUCAGCCACACUCACUGUCAGGGCCCUGCCUGCCAAGUUCACAAAGGGUCUGAAGAAUGAAGAAGCCAUGGAAGGGGCUACAGCCACCCUGCGCUGUGAGCUGAGCAAGGCGGCCCCUGUGGAGUGGAGGAAGGGGCCCGAGACCCUCAAACCUGGCGACAGAGUGAGCCUGAAGCAGGAUGGGGCCAAGUGUGAGCUGCAGAUACACGGCCUGGUUGUGGCAGACGCCGGGGAGUACUCGUGUGUGUGCGGGCAGGAGAGGACUUCUGCCACACUGGCCAUCAGGGCCCUGCCUGCUCGGUUCAUCCAAGAUCUGAAGACCAAGGAGGCCACAGAAGGGGCCACUGCCAUACUGCACUGUGAGCUGAGCAAGGAAGCCCCGGUGGAGUGGAGGAAGGGGCCCAAGGCCCUCAGAGCCGGGGGCAGAGUGAGGCUGAGGCAGGACGGAGCCAUGUGUGAGAUGGUGAUCUGUGGCCUGGUUGUGGCAGAUGCUGGGGAGUACUCAUGCGUGUGUGGGCAGGAGAAAACCUCAGCCAUGCUCACCAUCAGGGCCCUACCUGCUGAGUUCAUAGGAAGACUGAGAAGCAAGGAGGCCACAGAAGGGACCACGGCCACACUGCACUGUGAGCUGAGCAAGGAAGCUGCUGUGGAGUGGAAGAAGGGGCCUGAGACCCUCAGAGCUGGAGACAGAGUGAGCCUGAGGCAGGACGGAGCCGUGUGUGAGCUGGAGAUCCGUGGCCUGACCGUGGAGGAUGCUGGGGAGUACUCGUGCGUGUGCGGGCAGGAGAGGACAUCAGCCACGCUCACCGUCAGGGGCCUUCCUGCCAAGUUCACAAAGGGUCUGAGGAAGGAAGAGGCCAUGGAAGGGGCCAUGGUCAUGCUGCACUGUGAACUGAGCAAGGCAGCCCCUGUGGAAUGGAGGAAGGGGCCCGAGACCCUCAGAGCCGGGGACAGAGUGAGCCUGAGGCAGGAUGGGGCCAUGUGUGAGCUGGAGAUCCAUGGACUGACUGUGGCAGAUGCUGGGGAGUACUCGUGUGUGUGCGGGCAGGAGAAGACAUCAGCCAUGCUCACCGUCAGGGGCCUGCCUGCCAAGUUCACAAAGGGUCUGAGGAAGGAAGAGGCCAUGGAAGGGGCCAUGGCCAUGCUGUGCUGUGAGCUGAGCAAGGCAGCCCCUGUGGAGUGGAGGAAGGGGCCUGAGACCCUGAGACCCGGAGACAGAGUGAGCCUGAGGCAGGACGGGGCCGUGUGUGAGCUGGAGAUCCAUGGCCUGGUUGUGGCAGAUGCCGGGGAGUACUCAUGCGUGUGUGGUCAGGAAAAAACCUCAGCCACGCUCACUAUCAGGGGCCUGCCUGCCAAGUUCACAAAGGGUCUGAGGAAGGAAGAGGCCAUGGAAGGGGCCACGGCCAUGCUGCGCUGUGAGCUGAGCAAGGCAGCCCCUGUGGAGUGGAUGAAGGGGCCCGAGACCCUCAGAGCCGGGGACAGAGUGAGCCUGAGGCAGGAAGGGGCCGUGUGUGAGCUGGAGAUCCGUGACCUAGUUGUGGCAGAUGCCGGGGAGUACUCGUGUGUGUGUGGUCAGGAGAAAACCUCAUCCACACUCACUAUCAGGGCCCUUCCCACCAAGUUCACAAAGGGUCUGAGGAAGAAGGAGGCCACAGAAGGGGCCACGGCCACACUGCACUGCGAGCUGAGCAAGGCAGCCCCUGUGGAGUGGAGGAAGGGGCCUGAGACCCUCAGAGCUGGAGACAGAGUGAGCCUGAGGCAGGCUGGAGCUGUGUGUGAGCUGGAGAUCCGUGGCCUGACCGUGGAGGAUGCUGGGGAGUACUCGUGUGUGUGCGGGCAGGAGAGGACAUCAGCCACGCUCACCGUCAGGGGCAUGCCUGCCAAGUUCACAAAGGGUCUGAGGAAGGAAGAGGCCAUGGAAGGGGCCACGGCCAUGAUGCGCUGUGAGCUGAGCAAGGCAGCCCCUGUGGAGUGGAUGAAGGGGCCCGAGACCCUCAGAGCCGGGGACAGAGUGAGCCUGAGGCAGGAAGGGGCCGUGUGUGAGCUGGAGAUCCGUGACCUAGUUGUGGCAGAUGCCGGGGAGUACUCGUGUGUGUGUGGUCAGGAGAAAACCUCAUCCACACUCACUGUCAGGGCCCUUCCCACCAAGUUCACAAAGGGUCUGAGGAAGAAGGAGGCCACAGAAGGGGCCACGGCCACACUGCACUGCGAGCUGAGCAAGGCAGCCCCUGUGGAGUGGAGGAAGGGGCCUGAGACCCUCAGAGCUGGAGACAGAGUGAGCCUGAGGCAGGACGGAGCCGUGUGUGUGCUGGAGAUCCAUGGCCUGACCGUGGAGGAUGCUGGGGAGUACUCGUGUGUGUGCGGGCAGGAGAGGACAUCAGCCAUGCUCACCGUCAGGGGCCUUCCUGCCAAGUUCACAAAGGGUCUGAGGAAGGAAGAGGCCACAGAAGGGGCCACGGCCAUGCUGUGCUGUGAGCUGAGCAAGGCAGCCCCUGUGGAGUGGAGGAAGGGGCCCGAGACCCUCCGAGCCGGGGACAGAGUGAGCCUGAGGCAGGAUGGGGCCACAUGUGAGCUGGAGAUUCGUGGCCUGGUUAUGGUGGAUGCUGGGGAGUACUCUUGUGUGUGCGGGCAGGAGAGGACCUCUGCCAUGCUGACCAUUAGGGCCCCACAGGUGGUGUUCAGAAAGCCACUGCAGAGCCUGCAGGCUGAGGAGGGCACCUCAGCCAGCCUGCGGUGUGAGCUGUCUGAGCCUAGCGCCACUGUGGUCUGGAGUAAGGGUGGCCUGGAGCUGCAGGCUGACGAACGCUGGGAGCCACAGCAGCGGGGCCACAUGGCGGAGCUGGUGCUUCGGGACUUGCGCCGGGAGGACACUGGAGAAUACACCUGCAUCUGCGGCUCCCAGGCCACCAGCGCCACCCUCACCGUCACAGUUGCACCCGUGAGGUUCCUUCGGGAGCUGCAGGCCCAGGAGGUAGACGAGGGUGCAACGGCACACCUGCGCUGUGAGCUGAGCCGGGCAGGCGCCAGCGUGGAGUGGCGCAAGGGCUACCUGCAGCUCUUCCCCUGUGCCAAGUACCAGAUGGUGCUGGAGGGCACAGCCGCUGAGCUGCUGGUGCACGGUGCUGAGCAGGAGGAUGCCGGCCACUACACCUGCGACACAGGCCAUGCACAGAGCACUGCCAGCCUCUCUGUCCGCGCCCCUAGGCCCACGUUUAAGACGGAGCUGCAGAGUGCAGAGCAGGAGGCAGGUGGUGUGGCCCGGCUGUGCUGCCAGCUGAAUGACUCAGAGCCUGGGGCCCCGGUUCUGUGGCUCAAGGAGGGUGUGGAACUGCAAGGGAGUCCCAAGUAUGAGAUGCGACACAAGGGGGCCACGUGUGAGCUGCUGAUCCACGGAUUUGAGGCCAAGGACACGGGCGAGUACACCUGCAUGGUGGGCAGCCAGAAAACCUUGGCCUCCCUCACAGUCAAAGAGCCUGAGGUGACCAUUGUGCGGGGCCUGGUUGACACCGAGGUGCAGGCCGCCGGGGAAGCAGAGUUCAGCUGUGAAGUGUCGCGGGCUGAGUCCAUGGACGUGGAGUGGCGCCUCCAGGGCCUGCCACUGCAGAGCAGUGAGGUGACAGAAGUGGCCGUGCGGGGUGGCCGCACCCAUACACUGCGGCUAAAGAGCGUGACUCCCGAGGAUGCGGGCACUGUCUCCUUCCGCGUGGGCCUCCACACAUCCUCUGCCCAACUCACCGUCACAGCCCCUGAGGUGACCAUCCUGGAGCCCCUGCAGGAUGUGCAGCUCAGCGAGGGCCAGGAUGCCCACUUCCAGUGCCGACUGUCAAGGACCUUGGGCCAGGAGGCCCACUGGGCCCUGGGAGGGGUGCCCCUGCAGGCCAACGAGAUGAACGACAUCACGGUGGAGCAUGGCACACUCCACUUGCUCACCCUGCACAAGGUGACCCCUGAAGAUGCCGGAACCAUCAGUUUCCAAGUGGGCUCAUGUCGCUCAGAGGCCCAGCUGAAGGUCUCAGCCAAGAACACUGUGGUGAGAGGCCUGGAAAACGUGGAGGUGCCUGAGGGCGGUGAGGCGCUGUUCGAGUGCCUCUUGUCCCAGCCGGAGGUGGCCGCCCAUACCUGGCUGCUGGAUGAUGAGCCGGUGCGCACCUCUGAGAACGCCGAGGUGGUUUACUUUGAGGACGGCCUGCGGCACCUGCUGCUGCUCAAAAACCUGCAGCCUCGAGACAGCUGCCGGGUGACCUUCCUGGCGGGGGACGUGGUGACAUCUGCAUUCCUCACAGUCCGGGGCUGGCGCUUGGAGGUCUUGGAGGCACCCCGGGACGCAGCUGUGCUGGCCGGGGGUCGGGCCAGCUUCAGCUGCACGCUCAGCGAGACAGUGCCGGUGGGUGAGGCGACGUGGUACAUAAAUGGAGCCUCGGUGCAGCCUGACGACGCAGACUGGACAGUCACCGCUGAAGGCAGCCACCACACCCUGCUGCUGCACCGGGCCCGGCUGCACCAUGCCGGCGAGGUCACCUUUGCUGCCCGUGAUGCCGUGGCCUCUGCGAGGCUCACUGUGCUGGGCCUCCCCGACCCCCCAGAGGACGCAGAGGUGGUGGGGCGCAGUAGCAGCUCAGUGACACUGUCUUGGGUGGCUCCCACGAGUGAUGGCGGAGGUGGUCUCUGUGGCUAUCGGGUAGAGGUGAAGGCAGCGGCCACAGGAGAGUGGCAGCUGUGCCACGAGCUGGUGCCCGGGCCCGAGUGCCUGGUGGAUGGCCUGGUCCCCGGGGAGACCUACCGCUUCCGUGUGGCUGCAGUGGGUGCAGCAGGCGCUGGGGAGCCUGUGUACCUGCCCCAGACAGUGAGGCUUGCAGAGCCCCGGGAGCCCACGCCUGCACCCCCUGCCCCUGAGAGCCGGCAGGUGGCAGCUGGGGAGGACUUGUGUCUGGAGUGUGAGGUGGCCGAGGCUGAUGAGGUCAUCUGGCUGAAGGGAACAGAGCGCAUCCAGCCCAGUGGGCGCUUCCAGCUUCUCUGCCGGGGUCGGCGGCAGACGCUGUUGAUUCGGGACUUCUCAGCGGAGGACCAGGGCGAGUAUCGCUGCGCCCCUGCACGGGACCCUGUCUCUGUGGCGGCUGCUGCCUUCCAGGUGGUGCUGACCCCAGAAUCUGGGGAUGAGGUCCCCACACAGCCCAGCCUGCCCCCUGAGGCGGCCCAGGAAGGCGACCUGCAUCUCCUGUGGGAGGCCCUGGCCCGGAAGCGCCGCAUGAGCCGAGAGCCUACGCUGGACUCCAUCAGCGAGCUGCCCGAGGAGGACGGACGCCCGCAGUGCCUGCGGCAGGAGGUAGAGCAGGAGGCUCCCUACCUCUCUGAGGACUCUUCCACGGCUGACGAGCUGGCACGCACUGGCGAGGCUGACCUCUCACACACCAGCUCUGACGACGAGUCCCGUGCGGGCACUCCUUCCCUGGUUACCUACCUCAAGAAGGCUGGGAGGGCCAGUGCCUCACCACUGGCCAGCAAGGUUGAGGCCCCAGCCGCCCCUUCUGGGAAGCCACAAAAGCAGCAGGAGAAGCCAGCUUCGGUACCCCCACCACCAGGAGACCUGAGUGUUGGGGACUUGGGUGACCUAUCCGUGGACAAGGCAGCAGUGAAGAUCCAGGCUGCCUUCAAGGGUUAUAAGGUCCGGAAGGAGAUGCAGCAGCAGGAGGGGCCUGUGUUCUGCCGCACGUUUGGGGACACCGUGGCACAAGUGGGAGAUGUCCUGCAUCUGGAGUGUGUAGUGUCCAGCAAGACAGAUGUGCGUGCCCACUGGCUGAAGGACGGUGUGCAACUAACUGAUGGCCGGCACCACCACAUUGACCAGCUUGGGGAUGGCACCUGCUCUCUGCUGGUCACUAGCCUGGGCCGGGCCGAUGCUGGCCACUAUACCUGUCAGGUGAGCAACAAGUUUGGCCGUGUGGCCCACAGUGCCUAUGUGGUGGUCAGUGGGAUGGAGAGUGAGACCGAGAGCUCCUCCGGGAGUGAGCUGGAUGAUACCUUCCGCCGGGCCGCCCGGCGGCUGCACCGCCUGUUCCGCACCAAGGGCCUGGCAGAGGUUUCAGAUGAGGAGAUCUUCAGCGCUGACAAGGGCAAGGCAGAGCCCGAGGAGCCUGGGGACUGGCAGACAUACCGCGAAGAUGAACAGUCCAUCUGCAUCCGCUUCGAGACGCUUGCCGAGGCCCGCCGGGCAGCCACCUGCUUCCAGGAUAUGUUUGGCACGCUGGACAACAGAGUGGACAUCAGCCUGUCAGAGCAGGGGCUGCAUGGGGUGGAGAUGCGCAUUGGCAAGGUGGCCCCCACCCCUGCAGCGCCUCCGGAGCCAGUACUGGCCGCAGAGGCAGCCCCGGUGUUCCUGACUGAGCUACAGAAUCAGGAGGUGCUGGAUGGGUACCCCGUGAGCUUUGACUGUGUGGUGACAGGCCAGCCCAUGCCCAGUGUGCACUGGUUCAAGGACGGGAGGGUGCUGGAAGAGAAUGACCACUACGUGAUCAGUGAGGACCAGCAGGGCGGCCACCAGCUCAUCAUCACAGCUGUGGUGCCAGCAGACAUGGGUGUCUACCGCUGCCUGGCUGAGAACAGCGUGGGUGUGUCAUCUACCAAAGCGGAGCUCCGCGUGGACCUGACCAGCACCGACUACGAAACUGCUGUGGAUGCCACGGAAACCUCGUCCUAUUUCAGCGCCCAAGGCUACCUGUCCAGCUGGGAGCAGGAGGGCAUGGAGUCUACCUCAGAGGAGGGGCAGCUGCCGCAGGUCGUGGAGGACCUGAAAGACCUCCAGGUGGCCCCCGGCACGCGUCUGGCCAAGUUCCAGCUCAAGGUGAAAGGCUACCCCACGCCUCGACUGUACUGGUUCAAAGAUGGGCAGCCCCUGACUGCAUCUGCACACAUCUGCAUGAUGGACAGGAAGACACUGCACACCCUGGAGAUUGUCUCGGUCACCAGCGAGGAUGCUGGCCAGUACUCGGCCUACAUCAGCAACACCGUGGGUGCUGCUUAUUCGUCUGCUCAGCUCCUGGUCCGAGGCCCCAAUGAACCAGAAGAGAAGCCAGCAUUCGAUGUACACCAACAGCUGGUGCCACCCCGAUUCCUGGAGAAGUUCACCUCCAAGAAGGUGAAGAAGGGCUCCAGCAUCACCUUCUCAGUGAAGGUUGAAGGAGACCCGCCCCCAGCUGUGCAUUGGCUGCGGGAGGAGGCUGAGCAGGGUGUGCUGUGGAUCGGCUGCCACACGCCGGGCUACACAGUGGCCAGCUCUGCCCAGCAGCACAGCCUGGUCCUUCUGGAUGUGGACCGACAGCACCAGGGCACCUACACCUGCAUCGCCACGAACACUGCUGGCCAAGCCCUCUGUUCUGCAAGCUUGCACGUCUCUGGCCUACCUAAGGAGGCUGGGGCAGCGGAGGAGCAGGCCGGGGUGAAGGAGGCCCUCAUCUCCACCUUCCUGCAGGGGACCCAAGUUGCUUCUGAACAGAUGUCGCAACCUUCAGGUUUCACUGACCUCGCUGGGCAGAGGAAAGAGCUGCCGGCAGCAGAGGCCCGUGGCCGCCUGUCCUUGGCCGAGGUGGGCACGGAGGAGUUCCUCAAGAAGCUCACUUCGCAGGUCACAGAGACAGUGUCAGCCGGGAUCACACAGGCCACACUGCAGGUGCCUGGAGGCGACAGCGAUGAGGAGUCCAAGACGCCGUCCGCGUCCCCCCGACAUGGCCGGUCACGCCCCUCUUCCAGCGUCCAGGAAUCAUCCUCAGAGUCCGAGGAUGGAGACUGCCGGGGAGAGAUCUUUGACAUCUGUGUGGUCACGGCUGACUACCUGCCCCUGGGGGCUGAGCAGGAUGCCAUCUUGCUGCGGGAGGGCCAGUAUGUGGAGGUACUGGACUCGGCGCACCCGCUGCGCUGGCUUGUGCGUACCAAACCCACCAAGUCCAGCCUCUCUCGGCAAGGCUGGGUGUCUCCUGCCUACCUGGACAGGCGGCUCAAGCUGUCACCUGAGUGGGGGCCAGCUGAGGCCCCUGAGUUCCCCGGGGAGGCUGUAUCGCAGGAUGAAUACAAGACGAGGCUGAGCUCCAUCAUCCAGGAGCUGCUGAGCUCGGAGCAGGCCUUUGUGGGCAAGCUGCAGUUCCUGCAGAACCACCACAUGCAGUACCUGGACCACUGCCCCCACGUGCCCACGGCUGUGGCCAGCCAGAAGGCAGUCAUCUUCCGAAAUGUGCAGGACAUCAGCCACUUCCACAGCAGCUUCUCACAGGAGCUGCAUAGCUGUGACACGGAUGACGACGUGGCCAUGUGCUUCAUCAAGAACCAGGCAGCCUUUGAGAAGUAUCUGGAGUUCCUGGUGGGCCGAGUGCAGGCUGAGUCGGUGAUGGUCAGCACGGCCGUGCAGGAGUUCUACAAGAAAUACACUGAGGAGGUGCUGUCAGCCGCAGAUUCUUCGCAGCCACCCCCGCCGUCCCUGCAGCACUUCUUGGAGCAGCCGGUGGAGCGGGUCCAGCAGUACCAGGCCCUGCUCAAGGAGCUGAUCCGCAACAAGGCGCGGAAUGGACAGAACUGUGCACUGCUGGAGCAGGCCUAUGCAGUGGUGUCGGCCCUGCCGCAGCGUGCCGAGAACCAGCUGCACGUGUCGCUCAUGGAGAACUACCCAGGCACCCUGGAGGCUCUAGGCGAGCCCAUCCGCCAGGGCCACUUCAUUGUGUGGGAGGGGACACCGGGUGCGCGGAUGCCGUGGAAGGGCCACCACCGGCAUGUCUUCCUGUUCCGCCACCACCUGGUGGUCUGCAAGCCCAAGCGGGACUCGCGCACUGACACCUUCAGCUACAUCUUCCGGAACAUGAUGAAGCUGAGCAGCAUCGACCUGAACGACAAGGUGGAGGGCGAUGACCGUGCCUUCGAGGUUUGGCAUGAGCGGGAGGACUCAGUACGCAAGUACCUGCUGCAGGCGCGGACGGUCAUCAACAAGAACUCCUGGGUGAAGGAGAUCUGUGGCAUCCAGCAGCGCCUGGCCCUGCCCAUGUGGCGCCCCCCGGAUUUUGAAGAGGAGCUGGCCGACUGCACGGCUGAGCUGGGCGAGACAGUCAAACUAGCCUGCCGUGUGACGGGCACACCCAAGCCCAUUGUGAGCUGGUACAAAGAUGGGAAGCCAGUGGAGGUGGACCCUCAUCACAUCCUCAUUGAAGACCCCGAUGGCUCAUGUGCCCUCAUCCUGGACAACCUGACUGGUGUCGACUCUGGCCAGUACAUGUGCUUUGCAGCCAGUGCUGCUGGCUAUGCCAGCACCCUGGGCAAGGUCUUGGUGCAAGUCCCGCCUCGGUUUGUGAACAAGGUCCGGGCAGUGCCCUUUGUGGAAGGAGGAGAUGCCCAGAUCACCUGCACCAUCAAAGGUGUCCCACACCCUCAGAUCAGGUGGUACAAGGAUGGGGCCCUGCUGACCCCUGGGGGCAAAUACCAGACGCUGAGUGAGCCCCGCAGCGGCCUGCUGGUGUUGGAGAUCCGGGAAGCUGGCAAGGAGGACCUGGGCCUCUAUGAGUGUGAGUUGGUAAACCGGCUGGGCUCCAAACGGGGCGGCGCGGAGCUGUUCAUGCAGAGCCCGGCGCUGCAGGCCCGAGAACAGCACCACGUGGAGCAGCUCGCUGCCGUGGAAGGGAUCCUGUUCCUCAAGCCCCAAAGGGCACUGGUCAAGCUGGUUCCCAUCGGAGGGCCCCAUGGCAUCUGCUGGCACCUCUAUCCUGCCCUGUGGCAUCUUACGUCGGACAGAGCAGGGCUCAGCAUGCACCUCAGCACACCCUUUCGACUGGGCCAGGAGCCGCGCUUUGCACAGCUGCACCCCUUCAACAGCCAGUACUCACUGGAGCCCAGAGCCCACCUGGUGGCAGUCACUGAGCAGGAGACUAAAGUCCCCAAGAAAACCGUCAUCAUAGAGGAGACGAUUACCACUGUGGUGAAGAGCCCCCGUGGCCGACGCCAGUCCCCCAGCAAGUCUCCCUCCCACUCCUAUCACCCUGCCAACCUGCCCAAGCCAGGCCUGUUGGCCCCUGAGCUGCUGCCCACGCCAGGAGCCAGCCAAUCCCACAGGCCCGAGGCAGAGCCAGGCUGGAGGCCCACUGUGCCCACUCUGUACGUGACGCAGCCCGAGGCCCACAUGUCAGCCCUGCCUGGGGACACUGGGCCCCAGCCCAGAUGGGUGGAGGUCGAGGAGACCAUUGAAGUUCGGCUGAAGAAGACUGGCUCGACGGGCGCGUCUCUGGCCAGAGAGACGCCUGGCAGCUCGGAGGGGCUCCUCUCCACACUGCCUGGCAGGAUGCCUGGAGGAGGCCCCAAUACAAACAACUCCAACAACAAGCUGUUGACCCAGGAGCCCCCAGCCAUGGCCAGUGUUGGCGAGCCCCUAAUCUCCCACGUGGAAAGGGGGCCAGAGACCCCUGAGCUUUCCCUUCCCUGGGCUGCUGACGAGGAGGCACCCCUGGAGGAGACAGAGGAAAGAGGUACCUACCAGAUAGAAGAGCCCCUGAGUGCCGAUGGUCUUCAGGGCCGGGACCCCAAGAUCCUCACACACAACGGCCGUGCACUCACACUGGCUGACCUGGAGGAUUACGUGCCCCAGGAAGGGGAGACCUUUGGCUGCAGCGGCCCCAUGCCCAGUGCUUCCGAUGACCCGCCCUGCGAAAUCUCAGUGCUUCAGAGAGAGAUCAGCGAGCCCACCGUGGGGCAGCCCGUCCUGCUCAACGUGGGGCUCCCGCCAGGUUCCCGAACCUCCCCUGGCUUCUUCACACGCAUGCCCAGCUCCCGGGAGGCGUCUCCAUCAGGGUCGCAGGACCUUGGCCCCAGGGGCAUCUCCUUCUGCUUUCAGGAGGCCCGGGCUGGAGGUACCAAGUCCCGGAAGCCGUCCUUCUGCACUCAGGUUCAGCGCUCUGUGGACAGUGGCCAGAGCAGCUUCAAAACGGAGGUUUCCACUCAGACGGGGCCUCCACCUUCGGCCCUUCCUGCACCCAAUGUGUGGCUGGAGCAGGAAGAUGCUGCCAUCGCACCCCCAGGUGCCCUGGGGCAAGUGGACCAGGAGAGCACAUCCAUCCAGAGGACACUGAUGUGCCCUGAGGCUCCGGGACCCACCACAAGGGAACAUACCAGCCCCGGCCCCAGACCUGGGGGGCCACCCGAACUCCAGGAGGCCGGCCAGAAUCCCCCAGGAGUGGAGGCUGGGGAUGCAUCCAGCGAGCCCCAGAAGGUGCCACAACCUCUCUCCCACGAGGGCCUGGAGCAGAACUCUCGGGCACACGCUGAGGUCCAGGAACGCAUGGUGCCCAUCCGGAUGGAGGGCGCUGCCUGCCCCAGGGCAGGUGCAACGGAGCUCUGGGACAUCCACAGCCACGUGUUCACAGAGACCAAGCACAGGACAUAUGUGUACCAGGCCAGCGACAUGUAUGCCACAAGGCCCCCAUCCAUGCAGGUCACCAUUGAGGAUGUGCAUGCCCAGAGGGGCAGCGUGGCGCAAUUCCAGGCUGUCAUUGAGGGCAACCCGCAGCCCACGGUGACCUGGUAUAAGGACGGUGCCCAGCUGGUGGAUGGCCCCCGGCUCAGCCAGCAGCAGGAAGGAACCACAUACUCCCUGGUACUAAGGGAUGUGGCCCAGCAUGAUGCUGGUGUCUACACAUGCCUGGCCCACAACGCUGGAGGCCAGGUGCUAUGCAAGGCAGAGCUGCUGGUCCAUGGGGGCGACAGUGAGCAAAGCUCUAGGAGGAAACUGCACUCCUUCUACGAGGUCAAGGAGGAAAUUGGGAGGGGUGUGUUCGGCUUCGUGAAGCGGGUGCAGCACAAGGGCAACCAGAUGUCCUGCGCCGCCAAGUUCAUUCCCCUGCGGAGCAGGACACGUGUCCAGGCUUAUCGGGAGCGGGACAUCCUAGCAGGGCUGAGCCACCCGCUGGUCACUGCACUGCUGGACCAGUUUGAGACCCGAAAGACCCUGAUCCUCAUCCUGGAGCUGUGCUCGUCAGAGGAACUGCUGGACCGCCUGUUCAGGAAGAGUGUGGUGACAGAGGCCGAGGUCAAGGUCUACAUCCAGCAGCUGGUGGAGGGGCUGCACUACCUGCACGGCCAAGGCAUCCUCCACCUGGACAUAAAGCCCCCCAACAUCCUGAUGGUGCAUCCUGCUCAGGAAGACAUUAAAAUCUGCGAUUUUGGCUUUGCCCAAAAAAUCACCCCGGCAGAGCCACAGUACAGCAAGUACGGCUCCCCUGAGUUUGUGGCCCCUGAGAUCAUCGAGCAGACCCCUGUGAGCGAGGCCUCCGACAUCUGGGCCAUGGGGGUCAUCUCCUACCUCAGCCUGACCUGCUCGUCCCCAUUUGCUGGUGAGAGUGACCGAGCAACCCUUCUGAAUGUCCUGGAAGGGCGGGUGUCCUGGAGUAGCCCCAUGGCCACCCACCUCAGUGAGGAUGCCCAGGACUUUAUUAAGGCUGCUCUGCAGAAGGCCGUGGAGGCCCGGCCCAGUGCCGCCAAGUGCCUUGCCCACCCUUGGUUCAUGAAAUCUGUGCCUGCGGAGGAGGCCCACUUCAUCAACACCAAGCAGCUGAAGUUCCUCCUGGCCCGCAGCCGCUGGCAGCGCUCCCUGAUGAGCUACAAGUCCAUCCUGGUGAUGCGUUCCAUCCCGGAGCUGCUCCAGGGCCCGCCCGACAGCCCAUCCCUCGGGGUGGCCCGGCACCUGCGUGGUGAUGUCCGUGCCUCCUCCAGCAGCUCUUCCUCCUCCGACAACGAGCUGGCACCGUUCGCCCGGGCCAAGUCGCUGCCCCCCUCCCCGGUGACCCACUCCCCGCUGCUGCACCCCCGGGGCUUCCUGCGGCCUUCUGCCAGCCUGCCUGAGGAGGCCGAGGCCUGCCCACCCGCCUCAGCGUCGCCCCAGGGUGCACAGCCACCAGCUGCCCUGGGCUGUGUGCCCCGGCAGAGUGUCAUCCGAAGCCUGUUCUACCAGCAGGUGGGCGAGGCCCCAGAGCUAGGGGGCCUGUCCGCAGGCAGCAGACGGCACCCCGUCCGGCGGCGGCACCUUCUCAAGGGUGGGUACUUCUCGGGCGUCCUGCCCGGCCUUCGAGAGCCACUGUUGGAGCACCGUGCGCUGGAGGAGGAGGCUGCCAGGGAGGAGCAGGCCACCCUGAUGGCCGAAGCACCCUCCUCUGAGCCCGCCCUGCGGAUGCCCAGUGCAAGCACCCAGGAGGCCUCUGGCUUCAGCCGCUCCCUGGACCUUGACAGGCUGACCACAGCCAGCCCCUCUGCCAAGGCCUGCAGCAAGGGGCAGUGUUCCGCUCUGGGCCCCUCGAGCCUUCAGGGGGCCCACGGAAAGAGCAUGCCGGGAGGGGAUGCACGUGCCAGGGAGAAGGAACAUCCAGAGGGGCCCCUGCAGGGGCUGAGACCACUUCCGCCCACCGGUGGUGAUGGGUGCUCUGCUCAGCAAGAGGGGUCAUUGCAGGACAGCUGUGGAGGGCAGGCUGCCCCUUCUUUUCAACCCCAGAGGAGUCCUGCCCCCCAGGACUGUGGCACCCCUGCUGCUUUGGCACCACAAUCUCCUGGCUCCUUCCCCCCAGGGCACUGCACAGAGCCGCUCUUGACAUCCCCGAGCCCUUUCUUCUCAGGAAAGCCACAGGCCUCCCCCUCCCCAGCCCAAGCAAGCCCCCAGUCAGACUCUGAGAGAGGGCUGAAGGACACCCCUCUUGCCGGGAGGCCUGAUCCACCCAAACCCCCAGGGCCAGCCUCCCAUAUGGGCAUGGAGCCCGGCCCCUCCCUGGACACUGAAAGCCUGUCCCAGGAGACAGAGGGCCUGUCCCAGUCUUCGCCCAGCCCACAGCGGCCUCAGGAGCUGGCGACCACACGGAAGUUCUCCCUGGGAUUCCAUGGGGGCUACGCGGGGGUGGUGGGCUACGGCACUUUUGCCUUUGGUGGGGAUGCCGGUGGCAUGCUGGGUCAGGGGCCCCUGUGGGCCAGAAUGUCCUGGGCUGCCUGUCAGUCCUCGGAAGAGGAGGAGGCAGGGGCCGAGAGCCCACCACCCCAGGCCAGCACAGUGCCUCUACCUGAGGGUGGCAGGGCCCUUCCGAGGGCCUCCCAGGAGAAGAGCUCACGGGAAGACUUAAGUGGGGGCUCUCAGGUGUCGCUCGUACAGAUCCGGGACCUGUCCAGGGACCUGGAAGCGGCUGACACUGUGUCUCUGGACAUCUCGGAGGUGGAUCCUGCCUACCUCAAUCUGUCUGACCUGUACGACAUCAAAUACCUCCCAUUUGAGUUCAUGAUCUUCAAGAAGGUCCCCAAGCCUGUGGAGCCAGAGCUGCCACCCUCCCCUGAGUCUGAGGCUGAGGAGGAGCUGGCUGAGCUCCCAGAGGCCGCGUGGCCGGGCAUUCUGGGUCCGCCAGCAAGCCUGGAGAUCACAGAGGAGCCAGAGGACAUGGAGGCCCUGCUCGGGGAGGUUGCUGGUGGCAGGAAGCGCAAGUGGUCACCCCCUUCCAGCAGUCUCUUCCACUUCCCCGGGAGGCAAUCACUGCUGGAGGAGCCCACAGAGCUGGGGCUACGCCAGAGAGUGAGGGCCUCGGUGGCCCACAUCUCCCGCCUCCUGAGAGGCAGGCCUGAAGGUCUGGAGAAGGAGGGCCCCCCCAGGAAGAAGACAGGCCUAGCUUCCUUCCGCCUAUCAGGCCUGAAGAGCAGGGACCGAGCACCAUCGUUCCUAAGGGAGCUCUCGGAUGAGAUGGUGGUCCUGGGCCAAUCUGUGACUCUGGCCUGCCAGGUGUCGGCCCAGCCAGUUGUACAGGCCACCUGGAGUAAAGAUGGGGCUCUUCUUGAGAGCAGCAGCCGCCUCCUCAUCUCCUCCACGCUCAAGAACUUCCAGCUGCUGACCAUCCUGGUGGUGACCGCUGAGGACCUGGGCGUGUACACGUGCAGUGUGCGCAAUGCGCUGGGGACGGCGGCCACCACAGCCAUUCUCCGGAAGGCUGAGCGCCCCUCUUCCUCCCCACGCCCGGACAUCGGGGAGGUGUAUGCGGACGGGGUGCUGCUGGUCUGGAAGCCUGUGGAGUCAUAUGGCCCUGUGACCUAUAUUGUGCAGUGCAGCCUGGAAGGCGGCAGCUGGAGCACGCUGGCCUCGGACAUCUUUGACUGCUGCUACCUCACUGGCAAGCUUUCUCGGGGCGGGGUGUACACCUUCCGGACGGCCUGUGUCAGCAAGGCGGGCAUGGGCCCCUACAGCAGCCCCUCGGAGCAGGUCCUCCUGGGAGGGCCCAGCCACCUGGCCUCUGAAGAGGAGAGCGGUGCCUCAGGGCCAGCCCAGCCGCUCCCCAGCAUGCAGACCUUCGCCUUCCAGACGCAGAUCCGAAGGGGCCGCUUCAGCGUGGUGCGGCAGUGCCGGGAGAAGGCCAGUGGACGCGUGCUGGCUGCCAAGAUCGUGCCCUGCCACCCUGAGGACAGGAGUGCCGUGCUGCGGGAAUACGAGACCCUCAAGGGCUUGCGCCACCCCCACCUGGCACAGCUGCAGGCUGCCUACCUCAGCCCCCGACACCUGGUCCUCAUCUUGGAGCUGUGCUCUGGGCCUGAGCUGCUCCCUUGUCUGGCCGAGAGGUCCUCCUACUCGGAGUCAGAGGUGAAGGACUAUCUGUGGCAGAUGCUAAGUGCUGCCCAGUACCUGCACGCCCAGGGUAUCCUGCAUCUAGACCUCAGGUCCGAGAACAUGAUUGUCACAGAGUACAACCUGCUCAAGGUCAUCGACUUUGGAAACGCCCAGAGCUCCUCCCAGGAGAGGGUCCUGCCCUCGGAGAGGUUCAAGGACUACAUGGAGACCAUGGAGCUCCUAGAGGGCCAGGGUGCCCUCGCGCAGACCGACAUCUGGGCCAUAGGUGUCACAGCCUUCAUUAUGUUGAGCGCUGAGUACCCGGUGAACAGCGAGGGAAUGCGAGACCUGCAGAAAGGGCUGCGCAAGGGGCUCAUCCAGCUGAGCCGCUGCUACGCGGGGCUGUCCGGAGGCGCUGUGGCCUUCCUCCGAAGCACGCUGUGCGCGCACCCCUGGGGCCGCCCAUGCGCGUCCAGCUGCCUGCAGUGCCCGUGGCUGACCGAGGAGGGCCCCGCCAGCUCCCAGCCUGCAGCCGUGACCUUCCCCACCGCAAGUCUGCGCGCCUUCGUGAGAGAGCGCGAGAAGAGGCGGGCGCUGCUGUACAAAAAACACAAUCUGGCCCAGGUGCGCUGA
Messenger RNA from Lipotes vexillifer (Yangtze River dolphin), 26412 nucleotides. It is a transcript of the gene OBSCN, whose product is annotated as obscurin, cytoskeletal calmodulin and titin-interacting RhoGEF. Gene Ontology annotation, molecular function: guanyl-nucleotide exchange factor activity; protein kinase activity; protein binding. The record is from RefSeq and is a predicted model, not a curated record. Gene Ontology annotation, biological process: protein phosphorylation. NCBI's taxonomy places the organism in Eukaryota, Metazoa, Chordata, Mammalia, Artiodactyla, Lipotidae.